Messenger RNA from Hibiscus syriacus, 681 nucleotides. Its product is annotated as ORM1-like protein 2. Gene Ontology annotation, cellular component: endoplasmic reticulum membrane. The annotation marks the transcript as partial. Gene Ontology annotation, biological process: intracellular sphingolipid homeostasis; negative regulation of ceramide biosynthetic process; ceramide metabolic process. The transcript is spliced from 3 exons. The record is from RefSeq and is a predicted model, not a curated record. NCBI's taxonomy places the organism in Eukaryota, Viridiplantae, Streptophyta, Magnoliopsida, Malvales, Malvaceae.
CGUGAAAGUUGUGCCACCGGCGAAUCUCAAUCGGAACACCGACUGGUUCAUGUAUCCCGGAGUAUAGACUACCUAUAUUCUAUUCCUCUUCUUCUCCUGGCUAAUCUCGCCCAUUUCCUCGUCACGUACCACCUCUUUCACUGGAAGAAGGGAACCCCGUUUGCCGAUGAUCAAGGGAUUUACAAUAACUUGACUUGGUGGGAGCAGAUAGACGACGGGAAGCAGCUAUCACGCAACAGGACGUUCUUAACUAUUGCGCCAGUUGUGCUAUACCUGAUCGCCUCCCAUACAACAGACUACCAACAUCCUAUGCUCUUCCUGAACACACUAGCAGUGUUCGUGCUCGUCGUUGCAAAGUUCCCCAACAUGCACAAGGUCCGGAUAUUCGGAAUCAAUGCAGAUAAGUGACUCAGCCCCCCCCCCUCCCCGGUUUAGAAUACUCGGUCUUGCCGGAUAUAAAGCCAUACAGCUCCUUCGCCUCUGUUAAAAUAGAGAUACAUACAUCUUUGUGUAGGACAUUUUGAAGAUUUGGUCUUCUUUUCUUUUUCCUGGUGAAUUUGGUGUCUGCACCCACAAGCUUCCUUAGAUCAUUAAGGAAUAAUAAUGAGUGUAUGAAGUUGAUCUUUGUACAGUAGAGAAAUGUAAUGUAUGCUCAAUACUGCAUAUAUGGUAUAUCACAUU